Messenger RNA from Knipowitschia caucasica, 1011 nucleotides. The record is from the annotation of a GenBank genome assembly. Lineage: Eukaryota; Metazoa; Chordata; Actinopteri; Gobiiformes; Gobiidae.
AUGCUGAUCUCCUCGCCGUUACAUUGCACUAAACACAAUGGAGAGAGCAUCGGGGAUGAGCGAGUGGAGUACCUCUUCCUCAUCAUCUUCACUGUAGAGGCGUUCCUCAAAGUCAUAGCCUACGGCCUGCUCUUCCACCCCAACGCCUACCUGAGGAACGGCUGGAAUCUGCUGGACUUCAUCAUCGUCGUCGUUGGGUUGUUCAGUGCAAUUUUGGAGCAAGCAACGAAGGGUGAUGGAGCCACACCGAUCGGAGGGAAGGCUGCGGGCUUCGACGUCAAGGCCCUCCGCGCUUUCAGAGUGCUGCGGCCGCUGCGCCUCGUGUCCGGAGUGCCCAGUUUACAGGUAGUGCUAAACUCUAUCAUCAAAGCCAUGGUCCCUCUGUUGCACAUCGCUCUGCUUGUCCUCUUCGUCAUCAUCAUCUACGCCAUCAUCGGCCUGGAGCUCUUCAUGGGCAAGAUGCACAAGUCCUGCGUUUACAGCCUCACGGGGCUGAACGCGGAGGAGAAACCCGCCCCAUGUGCUCCGGACGGGGGGUACGGCCGACACUGCACGCGAAACGGCUCGGAGUGCAAGAUGGGCUGGGAGGGGCCCAACGACGGCAUCACAAACUUCGACAACUUUGCCUUUGCCAUGCUGACCGUGUUCCAGUGCAUCACUAUGGAGGGCUGGACUGACGUGCUGUACUGGGUGAACGAUGCAGUGGGCUCCAACGGGCCCUGGCUCUAUUUUGUCACCCUAAUCAUCAUCGGAUCCUUCUUUGUGCUAAACUUGGUUCUGGGGGUGUUGAGCGGAGAGUUUUCCAAAGAAAGAGAAAAGGCCAAGGCGCGAGGAGACUUCCAGAAACUAAGAGAGAAGCAGCAACUGGAGGAGGACCUCAAGGGCUACUUGGACUGGAUCACUCAGGCUGAAGACAUUGACCCAGAGAAUGAGGACGACGGAUUGGAUGAUGAGAAGCCCAGAAACUGUGAGUACCAGCUUACAUACAACGUCCGCUAUUUGAGAUCAUAA